Messenger RNA from Rhineura floridana, 3911 nucleotides. RefSeq names its product otoancorin (gene OTOA). The record is from RefSeq and is a predicted model, not a curated record. Gene Ontology annotation, biological process: cell-matrix adhesion. Gene Ontology annotation, cellular component: cell surface. The coding region runs from base 426 to 3911 and encodes 1161 amino acids. NCBI's taxonomy places the organism in Eukaryota, Metazoa, Chordata, Lepidosauria, Squamata, Rhineuridae. The transcript is spliced from 29 exons.
GAGAGAGAGAGAAUGAGAGAGAGAGUGCAUGUGUGCAUUCGUGUGUGUAGAAGAUUUCACACCAGCUCAAGUCACCAACGUACUUGACACCCACCCCUCUCUCUUCUACCUUUUCCUUCCCCGCUCCUUUCAUACCCUCUGGACUGCCUUUCGACAUUCACUUCUGUCUUUCUGUAUACCUGAACCUCUUUCCCUUUUCCCUUCCCAGUCACCCCAUCUGCCUUCAUCUUUCAAGGCAGAGAAUUGGUGUUUUGUAGCAAUCUCUUCUUCCAAAAAAGUAAACCUCUUGGACUAACGGCGGAGCUGGGAAAAAUAGCUACUUGCACUCCUCAGAAUUUGACCUUCACAAAUUUUGCAUAGGGUGAAUUCGAAUUUGAGGUUCGCUUUCUCAUUCCACAACCUGUCCACAUAAAACAAUAGGAGAAAUGCUCCCAAGCCUGAGGAUAUAUUUCUUGUUGAUGUUAGUGAAUUGUACAGAGGCUUUGAGUCAUCGGAACAUUAGUCAAGAUCUGCCUCCAGAGGUACAAAUAACUGUGGAAGACAUCAUAGCUGGAAAGUAUCUAAAUGCUCUCCUUGAUAUACUUUAUUUUCAAAGCACUAACAUGUGGACAACUGAUCUGCUUAACAAAAUCAUGGCAAACGUUCAUGCUCAAAACAGCGUAAUUACUUCUAGCAGCCUACAGGUAUCUAUAAAAAAUUACCUGGAGAACCUCUUAUACCAUCCAAAGGUGCUACUAUUAGAGUUUCAACAGAUGAAUCAGCAGCAUUUUCAAACAGCAAUGAAAUAUCUCUUCGGCAGCAAACAGAACCACUUGGAGUUGGGAAAUAUUGUUAUUGAUAUGGCUGGGAUAAGAGAGAGAAUUUUCCAGAAUCCAGGAGGAAACAGGACAUUGUUCCUUAUUACUCUGGAGAAGUGCUUUCGGACACUGAACUCUGUAGAAUGUGUGGACAUAUUAAGCCAUGUCCUCCGGGUGUCUUCGAUGACUUAUCUCCAACUCCACACUGUAGCAAGGCUCCCAAAAGAUCUUCAGGAAGAUGCAUUUCGAAACUUAUCUACCAUAUUCAAAGAUCUAUAUGACAGAACAACAGCAAAUGCACAAAAGGCUGUGUAUGCCUGGAUGACACAGAUCCUACAAAAAUCCUACAAUACCAGUGAUUCAGAGAAUUCUACUUCAUGGGUCAGCGCAGACAGCCUGUGGAUUUUGGGAAGAUACAUGGUUCAUCUCCCACUAGAAGAAAUCAUGAAAAUUAACCCGAACGAAAUGAGAUUGUUCAUCAGUUAUGACAAUGCAACAAAGCAGCUUGAUACUGUAUAUGAUAUCACACCGGAUCUUUCACAGGCUUUCUUGGAAAGAAUAAAUGCAUCGGGAUUUGAUAUGAGAAACACAUCAACUCUCUAUAGGUUGGGGUUGCUGGUUUGUUUUUAUAAUGGCGUGGAACAGAUGGAUGCCAAUGUGGCCCGGGUACUACUUCAUCAAAUGAUUAAAUGUAACCAGCUGAGAGGUUUCCAGGCUGAUGUUCAGAAGCUCAAAUCCCAACUUCUUGACAUUGCCAUGCAAAACCAGACAUUGAACGACACCCUUGGGUCACUCUCAGAUGCAGUUGUAGGACUGACUAUCAACCAGUUGGAGUCUCUCUCACCUGAGGCCGUGCACAAUGCAAUUCCAACGUUAAACCAAGUCUCUGGAUGGGCCAAAAGCCAAAUGAUGAUUUUGUCCAGCAAAUAUUUGAUGUAUGAAAAGGCUUUAUCAUUUCAUAAUAUUAGUCAAAUGGGUGCCUUGGUGACUGGGAUUAGCACUCAGUCAUUCCACAACAUGAACCCCAAAGAGCUCUUGCAGGUUGUCAGAGGUGCAGUAGCUCAACGUGCAUCGGAUUUGUCACCAGCACAGCACCAAGGGAUUCUCCGGAAGAUGAUUGCCUCCACAGAGCUGAUGUCAGUGAUUGCCGAUAUGCAAGGAGCCUUCUUUAAAGAGCUGCCACUUUUUACUUUGUGGAAGGGGGAAGGGUUCAACUCUUCACUGGUGAAAGACAAAGAAUUAAGGCCAAGUCAGGCCUUGUUUCUGUAUGAAUUGUUGUCAAAGAAGACUCCUCCUCCUGACCUCUUAAGCAUCAGCCAGCUGGUGAAAGGAGUAACAUGCUGGCAGAUUGAGAGUAUGACCACCAUCUCUUUUUUAAACAUUUUCAAAGUUUUUGAAAAGAAUCUUCACUUGCUGUCACCAUAUCAGAUCAAUUGUUUGGCUUGGAAAUUUUGGAUAAUCUCCAAUGCAUCUGUACCUCCCUACCUCUUAUUGGUGCUGCCUGCUGAGUAUCUGGAAUCCAUUACAGGAUCUCUCUGUGUCUCUUUUGUGACCAGCCUAGGGAAGGUCGAACUGGAUCAUCUUAUUUUGAAUGUGCAGAAGAAAAAAGCAAUUCUGCAAAAAGUACAAGACUGCCUGAAUGGCUUGGUUGUCGACGAAUAUGACAUUGACUUGCUUGGAAAUCUCAUUUGCCAUCUACCCCCAGCAUUAAUUUGCAAGGGAAUAACACUGGAAACAUUGGCCACAGCCCUUCACCAAUUCAGGCUAUGCCGUCAUCUCAGCUAUGAUCAGAAGAUGGAAAUUAAGCACAGACUUACCGAAUUGCAUGGUUCCCCAAGAAACUGGACAGCUGAAACAACGCAGGAUGCUGGACCUUUCAUAGCCCUUUUGCCAAAAGCUGAAUUAAACAUCCUUGUUGAAAAGUUUCCUGAUAUCAUCUCAGAAAUAGCAUCAAAGAUGACUGGGCCAGUUCCACCAACUGAGGAGCUGCUGAUGGCUAGAUUUGAAUCUGUUCACAACUCUAGCAUCCCAAUUACAGCACCUGAUUUAACUCCUGAUUGUGCCAAAGUCGUAGCCCCUUCCUCAGAUGAGAUUAUAAAAUUAUCAGAAGCCAACAUGUUUUGGUCAGUUCACGAAUUGGUCUGCAUGGAUGCCAGCACCUUCGCCAAGACUGUGGAACUCCUCGGCUCCGUGGGCAGUUUCAACACAUCUCAGCUGGCUGUACUGAAAGAGAAAGCUAAGGAGGUUUGGGGCCCACUGACGAGCUGGAAGAGUUACCACAUUGUUUCCCUUGGGCGCAUUGUGACAGUGCUAAAUGAGACUGAAAUUGGAGUGCUGGAUUUGAGUUCUAUUGAUACUGUUGCUGCCCUUAGCCAGCAAACAGAAUGGAAUCCUAUACAGGCCAAGACCAUUUUACAGGGCUUUCUGGAAGACUCAGGUCAAACAAUGGACACCCUAAAAAGUUUUGAUUUGGCAGGGCUAGGUGCUAAUCUUUGUACUCUGAACUCCACGGAGAUUGAGUCUAUAAAUGCAGUUGAAUUCAGUGCUGUUGUUGCAAGAAUUGGUUCUUUGCCAUGUAGCCCCAGCGUUCUGAAAGAAUUUAAGAAGAAGGCAGAGUCUGUUUUUGGAACUGCUACAGGGUGGGAUAGAUCUAUAUUGCAGGAAAUUGGUACCAUUGCAGCUGGUUUAAAUGGGGAAGAAUUAAAAGCUCUUGAUAAAGAAUUGAUGCCCUAUUUCCACCCAACAGCAAUAAAAAGUAUCCAUGAUGAAAUCUUCAAAGAGCUGUCCUCAGAUCAAAUAGCAAACCUCGGCCCUGAAAACGCAGCCAUGGUGACAGAGUUGCAGCGUCAACACCUAAAUGGACUGCAGCUUCAGAGUCUUCAGAUGGCACUAGAUGGAGCCAGAACAAGCAUCCAAGAAGCUCCGCUCAGUGAGAGUACAAUAAGACCAACAUACACAUCAGUUCUGAACAGGAUGAUCUCUCAAGGGGGCACAGAUGCCGCUACCAGUAUUCUCCUCUGGCUUUCAGUGGAGCAAAAACAGCUGUCAGCUGACAAUGGAACUUCAUUAUCUCUCCUUCAGCAAGGCACUGAAGAAGCUCCUGUUCCCAGCUGA